This is a messenger RNA of Gasterosteus aculeatus aculeatus (three-spined stickleback), 5860 nucleotides long. RefSeq names its product serine/threonine-protein phosphatase 6 regulatory subunit 2-like. Gene Ontology annotation, cellular component: nucleus; cytosol. The record is from RefSeq and is a predicted model, not a curated record. NCBI's taxonomy places the organism in Eukaryota, Metazoa, Chordata, Actinopteri, Perciformes, Gasterosteidae. Gene Ontology annotation, molecular function: protein phosphatase regulator activity; protein phosphatase binding.
GGACGCGUCGGGGGCUUGUGAAUCGGAAGGACGACAGGUCGAGCCACUGUUAGCAUUUUGAGCCACCCGGUGGCGUUUACGUAUCGAAAUAACGUUAGUUUAGUAACGUUAACAACCGAAUGAAGGUAUAUCGCUAGCGGGCUGGUUCACGUCCUGCGCGCAAGGUUGAUGUCAAUAUCUCCCGGGUUUGUGUGUGUGACUUCCUUGUGUGAAUUUGCUGACACUGAUGGUUGUCCAGGCCGUGCAUUGUCAAUGAGGCAAAUGGCUGUUUAGCAAGAUCCGACUGAGGAAACUGCUCCUUGUCCAUAUUUAAGUGUGUGUGCUUGUGACGUUAGCCAUGUUUUGGAAAUUUGACUUGCACACGUCGUCUCAUCUGGAGGCUCUACUGAACAAGGAGGAUGUCACGCUCAUUGAGCUAAUGAAUGAGGAAGAUGUGUUGCAGGAGUGCAAGGCCCAGAACAGAAGACUUCUCUCGUUUGUGAGCCAGGACCAUUGCAUGCAGGACCUUGUCCGUAUGAUUACUACAGAGCCCCCUGCCUGUGUACAGGAGACAAAGCGCUUCAAAUAUCCAAACAUAGCCUGUGAGCUUUUGACGUGUGAUGUGGGAGUGAUCAAUGAUAAGCUGGGUAAUGAUGAGCCUCUGCUGGAAACGCUGUAUGCCUUCCUGGAGCAGCCGUCCCCACUUAACCCCCUCCUGGCAUCUUUCUUUAGCAAGACAAUUGGAAACCUCAUCACACGGAAGACCGAGCAGGUGAUUAGUUUCCUGCGACGGAAGGAGGGAUUCCUUUUGUUGGUGCUGAAGCAUAUUGACACAUCCGCCAUGAUGGAUGUCCUCCUAAGGCUCAUCAGCUGUGUCGAGCCACCUCUUCUAAGGCUCGAGACACUUAUUUGGCUGAAUAAAGAGAAGCUGGCACAGAGACUCAUAGAGCUCAUUCACCCUGAGAGAGAUGAAGAGAGGCAGUCCAAUGCGUCUCAGACUUUGUGUGACAUCAUUCGUCUGAGCAGAGACCAGGCCAAUCAGCUUGCAGAGAUUUCACAGCCUGACCCGUUGCUGACUGUGCUGGAGUCGCAGGAGUGUGUGGAGCAGUUGCUGCAGAAUAUGUUCUCAGCCAAAAGUACUGAGAGCUGUAUCAUCAAUGCAAUUCAAGUGAUUCUCACAUUACUGGAAAUCAGGAGGCCUGUAGUGGAUGGUGUCAUGGAUGCUCAGGGAUUUGAGAGAAGCUACACUGUAAACAGCAGCAUUUUGUUAGCUAUCCAACCACACCUAGUACACUUCCACCAGCUACUUCUGGAGCCACCCAAGCGGAAUCCCAUGCUGACUUCUCUGGGUGUGCUAAAGGAACCAUUGGGGAACACGCGCCUUCACGUAGCCAGACUGAUGGCCUCUUUGUUGUACACCAGCUCUGCCAGUCACGCUGUAGUAGCACAGGAACUCUGCCGACUCAAUACAAUGCACCUGCUUCUGGACUUGUUCUUCAAGUAUACGUGGAACAACUUCCUGCACCUCCAGGUAGAGCUCUGUGUUGCUGCUAUUCUCCGGCCAUGUGCCCAUGAAAUGAGACUUCAGCCUGGCACGGGAGCCCAGGACAAAUCCAAUUCCCCACAGGGUGGCUCACAGGAGCAGGCUUCGACUGAUGCCCUUUCUGAACCUUCAGCCCCCCCUGAAAACUCUGCACAUAAUCUAAUGGUGACUAAUUUAUUUCAGCAUUGUCACCUUGUGCAGAGGAUUCUGGAGGCCUGGGAAGAGAAUGAUAAGAUGCAGUCAGAAGGUGGUAUGAGAAGAGGAUACAUGGGACAUCUGACCAGAAUUGCCAACACCGUAGUCCACAACCUGGAGAAGGGCCCAGUUCACACACAGAUUAGUAGUCUCAUUACAGAGCUGCCAGAAGACUACAGAGGGCGCUGGGAAACCUUUGUGGACCAGACCCUGUCAGAGACUAAUAGGAAGAACACUAUAGACCUGAUUGGUACGGGAAACCCACGUUCUUCCUCAGAGGAUGACAUGGAGAGCCCCUUCCCAAAAGAACUGACUCUACAGCAGGUCUUUUCAGACUACCAGAUCCAACAGAUGACGGCCAACUUUGUGGAUCAGUUUGGCUUCAAUGAUGAGGAGUUUACUGAUCAUGAUGACAGUAUUGGAGCAACGUUUGACCGAAUUGCAGCGAUCAAUAUAAACAUUGAUGCAGGACAGGACAACUCUAAUACAGCUGUGUUUGAGACCUGUUCCAAGGAGAGGAUUCAGCCCUUUGACGAUGAUGAAGAAGGGAUCUGGGAGGAGAAGGAGAUGAAAUUUGCACAAACACAAACCAAGUCCCGUAACAGGUUCGGUGGGUUACGAUCAUCCCAGAGCCCUGCAGCCAGUAAAGAUUGUGAUAGGGCUGAAGCUUCUGUCCCUGAGGCUUCUGACACUGCAGCAGACUCUGACUCAGUGGAAGGAGAGAAGCCGAGAGAUGACCUAGAUCCUUUCUCAAGUCAGAGCCAAACCGAUGGAACUAAGAGUAGUGGCUGGAUAGCAGACUUUGAGGAGGCGAACUCAAAGGCUCCUUCAUUAGGAGGGGGCUUUUCUGCCUGGGACACUCCAGACUCCAAACCAGCCGGCGCAGAGGACAAAGGUUGGGCCAAGUUCUCUGACUUCCAGCCUUUCUGUUGCUCUGAAACCGGCCCUAGAUGUAGUUCUCCCGUGGACUCUGAGCUCAGCGGAUCAGGCAACACUAAACCAAAUCAGAACCCAUGUGUGUGGAGUGUUUGUGUGGCGAGAAAAGCUCCACUGGUAGCGUCAGACAGCUCUUCCUCCAGCAGCUCAGACAGUGAUGAGGAGGUAGGAAAGACUCUUCGCGAGUCGUCAACCAGCGACGCGGUCACCACGGAAACCAUCACAACUGGGGCUGGAAAGGAGACAAUUCGGCUCACCGUGGACGCCAAAAAUGAAAGGGCAGUCUUCAGCAGUGAAGCAGUUACGGUGCCAGGUGAAGGACUCUCCAUGAAAGACAAGGGGAAAAGCAACAAAAAAGACAGCAAAAAGCAAAAGCGUUGUGGAGACUGUCCUAACCCGACGACCGCCAGUCCAACGGACCAGUCGUCUGCUGUCACACAGGAAACGCAGGCAUCAGCUAAUGGACCGGCCUAACGAUGCCUCAAAGGCACACACACACACAGUCAUACCUCUCCAUUCAACACACAACCAGCUUAGCUUUGUGUUAGCAGCCCUCACAUAUCUGAAGAAUGAUAUCUACUCCAUGUGGAGGUCAAAAAAGCCCUGAGUGACACAUAUUUACACACGUGUACAUUGAUCUCUUCUACCUUCUCAUGACUAAAUUAUAACUGAACCCCUGGAAUGAAUGUAUAUUUUAGACAACAUCGCCCGUCUGUUUUGAUGAGCGAUGUGUGUUUUGAAGGCCAGCCGUGGCACUUUCAGAAGACAAAAAUCUAAGUCUGAAAUUUGACCUUUAUCAAACUCGCCAUCAAAUUUCAGAUUGUUUGAGCAAAGCCGCUCUCUGGGCAUUUAAUCACAGCCCAGAGUAUUUUCUCUGUUCGAGCAUUUGACUGUUUACACUUUAGUAUAAACUGUAUUCAAAUAAUUAGUCAAAAUUACAAAAGCCAAGAUGCUUGCAAAGCUAGCAGCCAUUUUCUCUUCUGCAUUUCAUGCCAGAUAUUUUAUUGGUACAAAUGUGAGUGAUAAUUUGGCUUUUUUAUACAUGCAACUAAAAUUAUUUCGCAAUACAAGUAAGAUUUAUUUGACUUGAUCAUGCAAAACAUUUACCCUCUCUUUAGGAAAAUAGGUGUUUUUAUUAGGAGCCUCAGAUUUGGGGAUACUGUGACUCUUCCUCAAUGUUGAAAAGUGUGUGUGCUGUUGUAUCUGCGUGUGUUUGUGUGUGUGUGUGUGUGUGUGUGUUACACUGGUGUGGCCUGAGAAUACAUUCUGUACAUCAGGCAGAGGUCACACACACACACACACACAUACAGAUGGCGCUGUACACCCAUGUAUACACAACUAAUUCCUUACAUGCGUGCAAAGAAACCUGAUGUCCGCACACCGAGUCAUAUCACCCUCUGAGCUGUUGAAAUGUAAUAUUGUGAAAUUUGAUUUGGUGUGUAUUAGGUUGUGGCUAUCCUUGGUAAUAUGUAAACGUAAUAUAAACCGUAAAUAUGAACAUUAUAUCUAUUUUUGGAAUAAAUCCAAUGUAUGGAAAGGCGGUUAUUUGCAGGUGGCAACUUGUGUAGGUAUUGUGUGUGUUGUACUGUUGAAAUGAGGCAAUAAUGAUAUCUGUGUUUCAGUUAAUAUCCCGGCAUCAGUUCCUGUUGCACAACCUCGACGUAGGAGAGGUUGUGCAAGUGUCAGUGUGCGUGAAAUGAGAGUUGGUAGUCUGGUCUUUGACCUCAUUAUUUUAAGUAUAAUGCUGGUUAGGAGCUUGGGUCUUAUUUUCAUUCUGUUUGAAACAAAAUACUUGGUUAACAAAUCUUUAUUGGGGGAAGAAAUAGUUGGUGGCCAUUGAAAUAAUACCAAAACUGAUGCUUCAACCUAUGUUCAUCCUCAUGUUGUUAUUAUUUGUAUGCCUAUGCUUACUUCUCCCAGUAGAGCUUAACACAGUUGUUGAUUUGAUGUAGUUCAUCAGAAGAAAACUAUUUAGCAUAGCACACAUUUUGAUCAUCAAUUAGGCAUUAAUGAUUUUUGGGGGCAAACGUCACCUUAUCUGUUUCCAAAUCUGCAGUUUUUAUUCAUCCAAUGUUAUAACUAACUUUUGAUUUUGGACUGUUUUGAUUUUUAGGAAAUUAUGAUUGAUCUAGGUUUUAUGAUAGUUUAUCGACCAACUGAUGAUCAGUAAACUAAUCAUACGCUGCAGACUAUCAACACGUUAAGGUUUGGCACAAAGUGAAUUGCUGAUUCAUUUAUUAUACCUGGUUAACUACAAUCUAAUCAUAACACUAACAAGACCCAAGUUGUUGUAAACCAGUGUUCUUCUUCAGGUUUGCCUGUGCCCGACGCUUUUGCUUUAUGUCGUCUUUCUUCUUGUAAUUGCAUAUAUGCCGAUGGAACAAUUUGCAUUGUUGUAUUUAUUUAAAAAGCACUUUUUCAAGAAGCACUUUUGGUUUGUAUUUUGGUGAUGCCAAGCACCGCCACACUUUGAACGUUUGACUUCAACCAGUAAAUGAUGUAGAUACUUUAUAAUACUUUUUCUUCAAUGCGUUCUGCCAAAGUGUGUCUUCCCACAAAUGUUACAACUGGCUUUCAUAUCUAUGAAGCAAAGGCGUCUCAGGCAAUCUAAGCCAGUCUUUGUUUGUUCCCUCUCCUUUGUUUUCAUCAUGAGAUGGAGUUAUCCACAGUAAGAGAGGAUGUCAAAGAAAGACUGAGAGAUUCAUCUUGGACCACAGAUAUUUGAGCUUUUAUUAUGUUUUACACUUUGAUGUGUUUUGAAGUGGCGGUGUGUAAAAUAAGCGUUGGUUUGAGUCAGGGUUAGAGGAGAAACUCCUUGAGAGGGCUGCGUGCGCAGUGUAGCUACGGGUAGGAUGUGAUCUUAUGCAUAAUGGCAUGAGGAACAAUACAUUUAUCUUUAAGUGCCAGUAAGUUUGCAUAUUAGCCUCAUUCACCUCGUCGGGAAUGUGCUGGAUCGUACAGUGUAUGCAGAAAACUUGAAUUCAGAGACGAUGGGUAUUAAAUUGUUACUUCAUCCGAUUGUCUGUUCUGCGGCCAUUUCAAACUUUAAAUCUUCCUUGCAUUAUGUGUGUGUAUGUGGGGACUGAUGCUGGUGGGUUUUUUUGUUUCCUUUCUUCUCCUUCAUUUAGGGAUUAAUGUGUCUGUUUCCUGUUGUCAAUUUUGCUUGUACAUUCAGAUAUGAACCUAAUAAAUAUGUCAGACCAAGAA